UCAGCUGAGCCGGAUGCUUUCACGUGACCCACACAACCAGUUUCAGUCGUACUGCUGUGGAGUAUUUAUACCAAGACGGAAAACUUGCAUAUAAGCUGACUACAUGGCUUAUGAAUAAAAAAAGGUUAUUGUCGACUUUCCUUUUCGUAGCAAUAUUGUUCACCUCCAGUUUUUCUACAAAGGUUUAGCAGCAGUGGACCGUCCUCUUUUCUGCUGUGGUUGACUUCAUCUAGGGAGGGACUAAACGCCAUUCAAGAUGACUCCGGAGGGGAAGAUGCUGUUGAACAUCGUAAUCCUGGGUUUUGGAUUCAUGUUUAUGUUUACUGCUUUCCAGACAUGUGGCAAUAUAGAGCAAACUGUUAUCAAGAGUUUUAACAGCACAGAGUUCCAUGGGAGCGGUUACACAAGCAUGGCCAUCAUAUAUGGAGUCUUCUCUGCCUCCAACCUGAUCGCUCCCUCCGUGGUGGCUGUCGUAGGAGCCCAACUCUCCAUGUUCUUCAGUGGCCUCAUCUACAGUGGGUAUGUAGCCAUGUUCAUCCACCCGUACACUUGGAGCUUCUACACAGCCUCGGUGGUCGUCGGGGUAGCUGCUGCAAUCUUGUGGACAGCUCAGGGCAGCUUACUGUCCAUCAACUCCACAGAUGCCACCAUAGGCAGGAACAGUGGCAUAUUCUGGGCCUUGCUGCAGUUCAGCUUGUUCUUUGGGAACUUGUAUAUUUACUUUGCCUGGCAUGGCCACCCUCACAUAUCAGACAAGGACCGCACCACAGUCUUUAUUUCCCUCACGGUCAUCAGCUUGGUGGGCAGCUUCCUGUUCUUCCUCAUCCAGAAGGUGGAGCCGGAGGUCCCAGCCAAUGAGGAGUCACAGUCCUUGGUGCAGGCGGAGUCUACUGAGACUGCUGUGGUCGUCCCACCUAAAGGUCUGGGCUCCCAGGCAGCGGAUGCUUUCUUCAAAGCCCUGAAGUUGUCGGUCACCAAGGAGAUGCUGCUUCUGAGUGUGUCUAUAGCCUACACAGGGCUGGAGCUGACGUUUUACAGCGGCGUGUACGGGACGUGUAUCGGCGCCAUGACGACGUUCGGGGACGAUGCCAAGAGUCUGAUUGGCCUGUCGGGCAUCUUCAUUGGCAUCGGAGAGAUCUUAGGUGGGUCUGCUCUGCUCUUCUGCCUCUUAUUUAACUUCCUUCUCUGAGUGGCGUGUCAGGUGAUUCUGUCACAUGAUCAACCAGGAAGUAAAACCCUGAAAGUAGAACUACGCCAGCUGACCCAGUGUUACU
Messenger RNA from Hypomesus transpacificus, 1274 nucleotides. It is a transcript of the gene mfsd11, whose product is annotated as major facilitator superfamily domain containing 11. The transcript is spliced from 11 exons. NCBI's taxonomy places the organism in Eukaryota, Metazoa, Chordata, Actinopteri, Osmeriformes, Osmeridae. Bases 257 to 1189 code for a protein of 310 amino acids. The record is from RefSeq and is a predicted model, not a curated record.